GACUCCCAUCGACCAUUGCGAGCUUAUUUACAGCUUGAACCAUCUGCUCUCCAAACACUAGCCGACCACAGUGAAAUGAAAGUUGUAGUAUUGUUUGAAAGACGUUAAAUCUGAUGUUAAGUGUGUGCCAGAGAGCGUCCUCGGCUCUGCUGCUAAAUUUAGCUGACACGCUGUCUGACUACACCUCAGUGGAUCUGCUGACAGGCGAGUCUCACUUCCUCUCUCUGACGGGACAGGUCUCCUCUUCCCACAGCUAGCAGGAGGAGAGAUCAUGCGACCUGAUUAUCUGGAGCUGAAGAUCAGUUUGCUGUGAGAAGUGUCUGACAGGAUCAGGAGUGAAGGCUUGAGGCAGGAUGGAGGUCCUGAACAGAGCUGUGGUUACCUGCAUCCUCACGGUGUGCCUCGGCUGUUUGCACGUGAUCGCCCUCAAAUCACAACUUUUCACCAGGCAUGGUGGGCUACCUCAGUCCACGGAGCCCCCCAUCAGCUAUGAGACUUUUUAUUUUGACCAGAGGAUUGAUCAUUUUGGAUUCCUUGAGGACGGCACCUUCAAACAGAGAUAUCUAUUGGCUGACAAACACUGGCAGCAGCCGGGAGGACCCAUUUUGUUCUACACUGGAAAUGAAGGCGACAUCGCCUGGUUCUGCAACAAUACUGGCUUUAUGUGGGAAAUUGCAGAGGAGCUGGGAGCCAUGCUGGUUUUUGCAGAACAUCGCUACUAUGGAGAAUCUCUGCCAUUUGGACAAGAGUCUUACAGUGACAGCAAACACCUGAACUACCUGACCUCUGAGCAGGCCCUUGCAGACUUUGCAGUGCUGAUUCAGAGCCUGAAGAGCACUUUACCUGGAGCUCAGAACAGUCCCGUCAUCGCUGUGGGAGGGUCCUACGGUGGGAUGCUCUCUGCCUGGUUCAGGAUGAAAUACCCCAAUAUAGUUGUUGGGGCUCUGGCAGCCUCUGCACCAAUAUGGCAGUUCCCGGGUAUGGUACCAUGCGGUGACUUCUACAAAGUAGUGACUCAGGACUUUGCCAAAAGUGGCUACAACUGUGAUGCAAACAUCAGGAAGUCGUGGAAAGCCAUCAAUAAUAUGUCCUCCACUGCUGCCGGUCUUCAGUGGCUGUCAGAAGAAUUCAGUUUAUGUGCUCCUCUGAAAAACAAGAAUGAUGCUGUGGGCUUCAAGAACUGGCUUCAGGAGACCUGGGUGAACUUGGCCAUGGUGGAUUAUCCCUACGAGGCUAAUUUCCUUCAGCCACUUCCUCCUUGGCCAAUACAGGUGGUGUGCAAACAUCUUGCUUUUGAUUCCUCUGUGUCUGACGACAAGCUGCUUCACGGAGUCUCCCAAGCAGCAAAGGUGUACUACAACUUCACUGGUACCUCUCCGUGUCUCAACACAUCUCAGACAGCGACCAGCAGCCUGGGCUUCCUCGGCUGGUUCUACCAGGCCUGCACAGAGAUGGUCAUGCCCAUGUGUACAGACGGCGUUCAGGACAUGUUUGAACCAGAGGAGUGGAACUUUCAGGCUUUCUCUGCCGAGUGUAACGCCAUGUUUGGUGUGAAGCCUCGAGCUGACUGGGCAGGCAUCGUCUACGGCGGGAAGGACAUCGCCUCUCACAGCAACAUCAUCUUCAGUAAUGGAGGACUUGACCCUUGGUCAGCCGGCGGAGUGACUCACAACAUAUCAGACUCUCUAGUUUCCAUUAUGAUUCCCGACGGAGCGCAUCACCUGGACCUCCGCUACAGCAACGAUCAUGACCCGCCUUCUGUCCGCCAGGCCCGGGCGUUAGAGGUGAAGUAUUUUCGAGAGUGGAUCAAGCAGGCGAGAAAGAACCAUCAUCCUGCAUGAGCCCACCUGUCUCUAAUAAGAGGACAAUAUAACACAAUCAGGACACACAGGAAUAUCCAGCUUUAAUGAAAUCAGCUUAAUAUCUCACAGGGGGAAUGUUAUCAAGCCAAAGUUUACACUUUCUAAAAAGAUUAACCUCACUCUUGUUUUUAUCCAUGUUUAUUGCUGACGCACUUCUUUUCUCUCACAAAAACGCUCUUGGCUUUCCAACAGCUUAGAGACAGAAGGGUACAAAAACAUCAUCAAAAGUGACAUUUGCUGUUGAGUCAAAGCUGUUAAAAACAGUGUUGUUGUGGGAAAAACAUCUUUUUUCGUGUAAUCACAUUGUCAGCAUCAAAAGAGUGGAGUGCCUCGUUUUUUCUUAAGUUUUUCCAGACACAAUCAGGGCGGCUCUCUGCCUCAAAGUCAGCGUUUCAAUCAGGGAAACAUUCAAGUCUUUCAAAUUCAUAUUUGUGUUUUAACUUUCAUCAAGACGUUUCUUAUCUCUCUGCUGUCUGUCUUGUUGAUUUUUCAUCAUUCAGCUGCUUUUGUUUUUUAAUAAAAGUUUUCACUUUGAUGCACUAACAGAUGACAAAAUUAUUAGCCCACCAAUGAUGAUUUCACCUUUUCCCAAGUGGUGUUAAACAGAGCAGGGGACUUUAACACAGCCUUUACAAACAUCCUAGUUUUAUUUUGGAUGCGUACAUCAUUUUACUUUAGACACAGAAACAAAAUUAUUUUACAAAAAAAACAAAAACUACCAGGGUCUAAAUUAUAAGCCCCCUUUAGAACUGGUCUUUUUUUGUUGAGCCACAGCAAAAAUCACUGUUGUUCAGUGAUGUGCUUUAACUCUGUGAUGCUCAACGCUUUAAAAACGGGUUCAAACUGAGUAAUCUUCACAUUCGCAC
Molecule: messenger RNA, 2728 nt
Organism: Cheilinus undulatus (humphead wrasse)
Lineage: Eukaryota; Metazoa; Chordata; Actinopteri; Labriformes; Labridae
Product: prolylcarboxypeptidase (angiotensinase C)
Exons: 9
Coding region: 354-1841 (495 amino acids)
Biological process (GO): regulation of blood vessel endothelial cell migration; negative regulation of systemic arterial blood pressure; angiogenesis involved in wound healing
Molecular function (GO): dipeptidyl-peptidase activity; serine-type exopeptidase activity
Source: RefSeq, a predicted model, not a curated record